This is a messenger RNA of Parnassius apollo (apollo), 2508 nucleotides long. Lineage: Eukaryota; Metazoa; Arthropoda; Insecta; Lepidoptera; Papilionidae. The record is from the annotation of a GenBank genome assembly.
AUGCUUCUCGAGGUGUGCCAUAAAACCAAUCCAGAUGUCUAUUGGAUAGCUGAAAUUACAAUGGUUUGCGGUCACCUUCUUCGAAUCAAAUUCAUCGGGGCUGACACAGAUUUCUGGUGCGACAUAUCGAACACCAAAGUGCACCCGUUAGGUUGGUGUGGGAAGUACGACGAGCUGGUGGAGCCGCCCGAUGAAAUCAAUGAGAAAUGCGGCGACACGAUUAUAGAAAUCAUGAAGAAGGCACUGCUUGUCGGACAGUCCGUGUCCAUCGAAGCCUUGAACAAUAAAGGCAUGUCCCCAAUCGACAGGAUAAAGGUCGGAAUGAAAGUAGAGAUUCAGAACGUCAUCGACCCUUACCGAUAUUGGAUUGCCACAGUGAGUGAGAAUGUAGGCGGUCGAUUGUUGCUGCGGUACGACGGCGCCGACGAUGGCCUGCAACCGUUCUGGAUAUUUUUCUCCAACCCGCGUCUUAGCAGCUUCGGCUAUGUCACAAACAAGGGCUCUCCAUGGCAGUUCAAGUACCCAGGCAAGGUGAACAAGUUUUCAUGCAAGAACAAGUUGAGCGCACAACUGCGACAAAGCGCCGAGGAGUCUAUUAAGGAACCAACUCCAGCAGAUCUCUUUCAGCCAACCCCCACCCAAGAAGCACAUAGCUUCGUCAGCGGCAUGAAACUGGAAGCGCUCAGUCCGAAUGACAUGAAAUCUAUCCGGCCUGCCACAGUCGCCACUGUCUUCAACAACCUCCACUUCCUCGUAGUCAUAGACGACAAUUUGGAUGACUAUGAAGACACAAAAAUGGCGUGGCUCUGUGAUAACAUGCACCCAUACAUCUUUCCAAUAGGAUGGGCUCAGAAACAUUCCUUCGCUUUUAAGCAGCCCAAAGUCUGGAAAGACGGCCCUUUCGAUUGGGACGAGUAUCUAUCCAUGACGUCUUCAGUGCCGGCACCGGACUACUGCUUUGGGCACAAAGAACCCUUGAAGGGUAUAGAAGUAAACAUGAAACUAGAAGCGGUAAAUCCUUUGAACCAUGAAGAGAUACAUGUGGCUACAAUAACUUCAAUCGUAGAGCAUAUGAUGUGCGUUGAGUUGAUACCGAUCGGGGAGAAGUUUUGGUAUGCGCAGACCAGUGACCUAUUAUUCCCUGUGGGCUGGUGCGAUACGAACAAUUAUGAAUUGCAUAUACCCGACACUACAAAUAAGGAGCCGCAAAAGACUGAAGAAGUAAAGAUUGUGAAGGAAGAUAUAACGAAUUCUAAUGAAUGGUGUGAUCGGAUAUAUUUCAAUUACAAAUGCUAUGCUGGGCCAUCCAUAAGCCGGAACAAACUGUCGCAGUUACCGAAGCACGUGGGCCCCGGUCCAUUGACUCUAGUAUUGAAGGAGGUCUUGAACAAGAUCAUUUCAGCUUCAUAUAAGCCGGCGAAGAUAUUAAAAGAUUGGGAGACUGAGGGGCCGCCUGAGGAAGGCAUGAAACUGGAGCUACUGCGGGCAAAACUGAAGACGAGUACGUAUCACGCGUACGUGGCGAUCGUGAAGGACCGAGAGCGCGUGGCGGCGUUCUGCCGCGCGGUGUGCGUGCGCCUGCAGGCCUGCCCCAGCCUGUUCGGACCCAGCGAGUUCCCGCACGCCUGCCCCAACAACUGCCAGCAAGUCGAGAAGUCCACCUUCCAUAAUGGUACGGAACGUCGUGGCAGACCGAAAGGUAGCUUAAAUGGUAGGAAGAAAAAGAAAAAAACUGCUCCGGAAAAACGCGAGAAAGAACAUCAACCGUCGCAAGAAAGCGAAGGUAAUAGAGACGGAGAGUCGGUUGAGAGCGAACAUAGCGCAGGUUCCACACCGCCGUCUGAAUCUGGAACUAGACCAAACUCUCCAGACAGCAUGACUGAUUAUAAAAGAAGCAAUAGGAGGAAACGUGAAGCUAAAAGCAGUUACCCAAAAAUGGAAAUGAAAACGCGAGGAGCCAAACUCCCUAACUUCGCACUUCAAAUGAAGGAAGCGCAUUGGAAUAGGAAAGAUGUUGAAACAAUCUAUAGCAACUCUUGCGUAACCAAGAAACAAAAUUGUCAGGACAGCGACACAGAAAACGACACCAACGAAAGUAGCUGUAACUCGAGAGAUGUCAAAAAUAUUUCUGAUGUAUCGGAUUCCGAGGAACCUGAGUUGAAGAAACUGAAAUUCAAUUCAUAUGAUCCUCUACCAUCUGAUAAUAAAAUGUUCGAAAAAGAGACAGCCACGUCAUGGAUAAAGUGCAAAAAUAAACUCGCCCCGAAUCCUCUGGACUGGAGUGUAGACGAUGUUUAUACAUAUUUAAGUAGCACAGAAGACUGUAAGCUCAUAGCCGAAAAAAUGAAACAAGAAGAAAUUGAUGGACAGGCAUUCAUAAUGUUAGACUUACCAAUCAUUAGGGAUUUCUUGCACAUGAAGAAAGAAUUUGCAUUGCAGCUGUGCAAACACAUUACUAGGAUUAGGUGGUAUUACAUAGACAACUUCGAGGACCAUAGUGAAACCUGA